UGUGCGUUUACGAGUAGCGGCGGCUGCUCUACACUGACGAAUGAUGAUUAACCAUCACAAUCACAAUCACAAUCCAUCCACUCACUGGUAUCAUCAAUCAAUGAAACUUAAUUGCCCUAUCCACGCAUCCAUCCCCUCCUCCCUUUAAAACAUUUCAUUCCCACAAUACAAUAAUAAUAAUAAUAAUAAUUUCAUCCUCAAUUGAUUCCAUGUCUCUUCAUUUUCUCGGUGGCUCCGUUUCUUCACACUACAAUUCCCACAAUCAUUACAAUUCCCAUUCCCCCAAAAAACUUAACAAAAACAUUCGGACUAUUUGUAGUAUUAUUAACCAUUCAUCGACCCAACAACAACAACAAUUCUUGUGCAGACCCGACUCCCCCGACCAAUCUUGUUGCCAACAAACGCCUCUUUUUCUCCUUCAAUCAGCAGCAAAUGAUGUUUGGGUUGCUAUGAAAGACGAAGCUCGUUCUGACGUCAUUCGCGAACCCAUUUUAUCCAAGUAUUAUUUCAGCUUAAUCUUGUCUCAUCAUCUUAUGGAAACCGCUCUCGCCAAUCAUCUUUCUUUAAAGCUCGGAGAUUUAAGCCUUCCGAGUGGGACCCUUUAUGAUCUCUUCAUGGGCGUGCUUACACAUGACCCCCAUAUCGUGAAUGCCGUGAAACAUGAUCUAAAAGCCGUUAAAGAAAGGGACCCGGCUUGUAUUUCAUAUGUCCAAUGCUUUCUAAACUUUAAAGGUUUUCUUGCGUGUCAAGCUCACAGGAUAGCACACCACUUAUGGCUGCAGGAUAGGAAAGUGAUUGCUCUUGUUAUUCAAAACCGGGUUUCCGAGGUGUUUGCGUUGGAUAUACACCCCGGAGCCAAAAUCGGCAGAGGGCUUUUGUUCGAUCACGCUACGGGUUUAGUUAUCGGAGAGACUGCUGUCAUCGGUGACAAUGUUUCUAUUCUGCAUAAUGUUACGUUAGGUGGGACUGGUAAGAUUAGUGGUGAUAGACAUCCCAAAAUCGGAGACGGGGUUUUGAUUGGUGCUGGAACUUGUGUUUUGGGUAACGUUAGGAUUGGAGAUGGGGCUAAAAUAGGCGCAGGGUCCGUGGUGCUAAGGGAUGUCCCCGCUAGAACCACUGCCGUCGGGAAUCCUGCUAAGUUAAUCGGCGGAAAACAGAAUCCCGUUAAGCUUGAUAAGAUUCCUGCUCUUACUAUGGACCAUACUUUACAUAUUAAUGAAUGGUCUGAUUACGUUAUCUAGUUUCCCAUUGUUUCAAGUUUCACUAUGUGAAUCGGAUCUUGGAUUCCAGAAACAUCUAUAUCUGUUUGUUUUUUUGGUCAAAUUGGGAGUCCAAAAAGAUCUUUUGGUUUUGUUUGUUGUAUAUGUAUGUAUGUGAACUAUCACUUAGCUAUACCCACAGAUUUGAUGCUGAGCAUUAUGAAUAAACGAGGAUUUGUAGUCUUUUAAA
Molecule: messenger RNA, 1449 nt
Organism: Erigeron canadensis
Lineage: Eukaryota; Viridiplantae; Streptophyta; Magnoliopsida; Asterales; Asteraceae
Product: serine acetyltransferase 1, chloroplastic
Exons: 1
Coding region: 210-1241 (343 amino acids)
Cellular component (GO): cytosol; cytoplasm
Molecular function (GO): L-serine O-acetyltransferase activity
Source: RefSeq, a predicted model, not a curated record